Molecule: messenger RNA, 333 nt
Organism: Lentinula edodes (shiitake mushroom)
Lineage: Eukaryota; Fungi; Basidiomycota; Agaricomycetes; Agaricales; Omphalotaceae
Exons: 1
Source: RefSeq, a predicted model, not a curated record
UUGCAGCGGCGCGAAAUGCUAUUGUCGACUGCUUUAAAGACAAAAAGAUCAAAUUUUCCUUUCCUUGCUAAACAGUUGGCUACUGUUUCGGCUACCGCUGUAUCUGCCGUUGCACGCCGUCUUGCUUUGGGUGAACCGGUGUCGUUCAGGAAUUCUGAGGAGCAGUUAGUGUCUAAACUGAUGGAGCAGGUCAACUUGGUUACUUCCAAUGUACCUGGUUCGUCGUCCUCACUAGUAAAUAUGAGAAAUCAAAUUCGAGCAUUAAUGACUGACCAAGGCUUGCCCAGUUUUUAUGUGACUAUAAAUCCCGCUGAUGUAUAUAAUCCAGUGGUU